AUGGCUGACAAGGGCAGCUUCAGCACGCACCACACCAUAUCCGUUUACACUGCGACACCCAAUCUAUUCCACCAUUCGCAGCAGGCGUUGCAUCAAAUGAAGAAGCUUAAGGAGGGUGCUCUCGGCCGGGACGGCAUUGUCUUCGAGCUUGGAGGAGGACAGGGCGGAGCGGACAUGUGGGCGGACAGGGACUCGGUAGGAAAUGCUGAUAUAUUGGAAUACCGCUGCGCUACCAUCCCUUUGAGCAAGAUUGCACCACCUCAGUGGAUCUUCUUUCACUUCUGUUCCCUGGGAGACGACGAAACGAUAGGAACCACGAUGUUGCUGCUCUCGCUCUUCUUCUCGUUCUUCCUCCUGCCGUCGGUCGUCCUCGCGGCUUUCGGCUGGACGGACAACGGCAGCGAGUAUGUCAUCGACUCCGGCUCCGACCUCGUCAUCAAGGUCACCAAGUGCUGCGGUGACAUUUCCUCGCUCAACUACAAGGGCGUCGAGUACAACGGCUGGGGCGGCAAGAACUCACACGUCGAGUCCGGUCUGGGCACCAGCACGGUCAGCAUCGCGAGCUAUUCGAACGUCAUCAAGGUCUCUGUCGUCCACGGCACUCUCAAGCACUGGAUCUUUGUGCGGUAUGGCAACAACAACGUAUACCUUUUCACCAACAAGGCGGAUGACUCCGUCUCGGCCAUGCGGUACAUUGUCCGAAUCAAGGGUGGGAUCUUCAGCCACGAUUCGACCGAGAGCGACUUCUACGAUGGCGGCAGCAGCAUCAUUGAGGCACAGGAUAUCAACGUCAACGGCGCUGGUCUGACCAAGAGCAAGCACUACCAGGGCUCUAACUACGGACGAACCAUCGACUACGAUUAUGUCGGCCGCAAGAAGAGUGGCGUCGGUCUGUACAUGAUCCGAAGCAACCACGAAAAGGCUUCCGGUGGUCCCUUCUUCCGCUCCCUUCUGCGUCGCGCCGAUCCCACCGGGGAGGACUUGUACGACAUCUACUACUACAACAUGGGCCACACCGACCCUAUGCGCACCGGUCUCCAGGGUCCUUCCGUGCUGUCCUUCACUAAUGGCGAGGACCCCAAUUCCAACCUCUUCGCCCGCAAGGCCGACUGGUCGUGGUUCGAUGACAAGGGCAUCGACGGCUGGGUCCCCGCCUCCGGUCGCGGAUACGCUAGCGGUGUUGGUCUGAGCAAUAUGAAGAGCGGCAAGACUUACGUCGUCGGCCUCAGCAACUCCAACGCUCAGUACUGGGGCACUGCUGGUGCUGGCGGCGCCUGGUCCAUCACCAAGGUCAUCCCCGGCACCUACACCCUGACCGUGUACAAGGACGAGCUCGAGGUCGCCACAUCCAGCGUCACGAUCGCCGCCGGCAAGGGCACUGCCGUGAACACGAUUACCUGCGUCGACCCGCAAGAUGAUGCUACCAUCUGGCGCAUUGGCGAGUGGGACGGAACUCCCAAGGGCUUUCUUAACUUCGAGGACACCCCUCUGAAGCCCACCUACAUGCAUCCCUCAGACACCCGAAUUUCUACCUGGAACGCCGGCAACUUCAUCAUCGGCACUCACAGCAACAACCGCUUCCCGGGUUACAUGUGGAAAGAGGUCAACAGCGGCUAUCUCAUCUACUUCAAGCUUACCGCCGAGCAACUCAAGACUGGCCACACUGUCCGCAUCGGUCUUACCGAAGCUUACAUUGGUGGUCGCCCGUCCAUCAACGUCAACGCGUGGGCCUCUGCGCUACCGGCUGCGACCACUCAGGCCAGCACGCGCUCACUCACUGUCGGCACAUACAGGGGAAACAACGUGAAGCUCACCUACGCCGUUCCCCAAACCGCUUGGAUCCAGAGCACUAGCGAGUGGCAGAUCCUUACUCUCAAUAUUAUUUCUGGCAGUUCUGGAGCCAAGUUCCUCAGUCCUGGCGUCUCGUUUGACGUUGUCGAACUCCUUGCCUAA
Molecule: messenger RNA, 1953 nt
Organism: Colletotrichum karsti
Lineage: Eukaryota; Fungi; Ascomycota; Sordariomycetes; Glomerellales; Glomerellaceae
Product: rhamnogalacturonase b
Exons: 10
Coding region: 1-1953 (650 amino acids)
Biological process (GO): pectin catabolic process
Molecular function (GO): carbon-oxygen lyase activity, acting on polysaccharides; carbohydrate binding
Source: RefSeq, a predicted model, not a curated record